GUCGAAGGCGACGGCGGCCGCCACCGGGCCCCGGAUUUGGGCCCGGGCGGCGACCGUCGCGAUGCUUGUCGUGCUGUACGCCCCGCAGCCAGGUCGGUGUAAAACAAAAAUAAUAACCGCCGCUCAUAAUCAUAAAUACUCUGUAUGCCUCGGUUUCGGUCGAGUAGAGUCAAGUGUUCCGAGUACAGAGUUAAGGUCUAAGACGCAAAAGCUACGCGCGUCGGCUAUCGUACAGACCGGCGAACCGUUCGGAACACCCGAGUUCGCACGCUUUUACCGAAACGCGUCGCGCGUCGAGGCGUUUUAGAUGUUCCGAACGGAGCGUUUUACUAAGCGGGACGUGGGUUUUUUUCCCGUCCGUGAACGAGUUUUCGACCCGCGGGAGGUCAGGUAAGACUCGCAAAAUACAAAACACAAGUGGCGGGAACUUUUCCCCAACCGUUUCUGGUCUAGCUGGCGUUUUCGUUGAAAAUUCCAUUCUUACCGUUUUGAACGGGAAAGAAAACACGGGGGAAAAUAGGUCCUUUUUUUUUUUUUUUAAUGUUGUCAAUUUCCGAGUUUUCUCACCGGUCAACUGUUAGGAAACAUUUGCGCGACAAACCGUCAAUUCUUAAUACCGGCGGCGCGUCUACUGCGCACGCGUUUGUACCGAAAUCUCGAGACGAACGCUUAAUAUAUUAUCGAUAACAGGCGACGUUUUCUCGACAUUUUGUUUGCCGUUCGAUCGGUCCGGCUCGGGUUUUCGGGCGAACCAGACCCGUAACCUUUAACCGCGCGCGGCGGAUGCCUACUGUUCAAUUAUCGUUCCGAGCGCGUAGGUACCCGCUGCGAGGUUUCGGACGACGCCCAAAAGCGUCUGAGGUCGUCCCGCCCCGGUCGUUUCGUCGCCUCCGUACGCAUUGUAUUGUAAUUCAUAUUAUUGCGUUGUUAUAGGACCUGUGAUUUUCGAACGCCGGUCAAGGCGCUUUCGGCCGGGUUUAUUUAUUUAUUUAAUUUUUUUUUUUUGUUUGCCCGUCCUCUCUUACCCGCGAGACGACGUCGUCGUGACGAACGGCCUCGGCGUUUGCGCAACGUCUCCCGCGACGCGUCCGCGGGUGUCCCGGGACGCGCUCGGGGUCCCCGAAAACCGGGCGAUUCUCCCACCGCAGCCGCCGCGCGCUACGCCCGGGGCGUUGAAAUCUCCGGCGCCGUCGCCCGGUACCCGCGUAGCAGCACGUGCAAGUCGCAGAGUCACCGAUGACGACGGACUUCGUUACGACCCGCGCUGGAUACGUUUUUUUGUUUUUCGGUUUUUUUUCUCUCUCCGAGGCCGAGGAGCCGUUUUCGCUUUUCCUUCGAGAUAUUUCGCCGUCCAUUGUUCGGCACUGUCGUUUGCGUAACGUCGCCCGCGUCGACGGACCUCGCGCUGGUUACGCAACCGCGAGCGUUAAACGCGCCGUGAUAAUAAACCGACGACCGACACAAUAACAAGACGUCGACGAGAAAACGCCGAACUCGAUAAAACGACAAUAUUUGAACCGUCCGAAAAUCGACCGCGAGUUCUGAACACCGACCGUCCUCCGUACGGAAAUCGAAAUUUACAAACCGGUUCCGUCGCGUUCGCCAAUAAAGCGCGUAAAUCGCAUUACCCCCCCCCUUCGCACAACCGCCAUCCAACAUACGCACCAAUCUCCUGUGUCGGUAGUACGAACGAGAUUCUGUUUGGUACGUUCACCGGGCUAAUAAAUCGGGUGAGGUUUGUCGCGUUCGGGCUCAAGAAAUUAUCGAGACUUCCCGAUAUCCUAUAGCGGUAAUCCGAUACAAGUAUCUAUGUUGUAUUUCAUCUCGGACCUAUUAAAUCCAGAUUAGCGGCAGUAGUGACGGCGCAAAAUGAUUAUAAUUCUUAUAAACAUAUUUUAUGUAAAUAAUAAUUGGCGAUUUAAAUUUUCAUGACGGUUUUCAAAAAGUCGGAAAUGUCAUCGCGCACAAUUUACCUUUCAAAUAAAUCCCUUGACAUAAUAUAGUAACGUUUAACCCACGCAAUUAUAUUGUAAAACUGCGUAUUACCAUUCGCCCGUAUCGAUAUUAUUUUAUGCUGCCACAGAACCUCUAGGAAUUACAAAUACAUUUAUCUCGGUAAAAAAACGUGCAUGUUCGUCUCGGAUUAAACAUUUUGUUUUACUGCUUCAGCGCGAGUGUUGUUUGAACGUUUUCCAACAUUCGUUGAUUUUGUCAUGUUUUUUUUUUUAUUUUUUUAUUUGAAAAAUUUGUUCGAUUUUGCCCGAACUACUCUUUUGAAUACCUUUAGAGUGGCUAGAGUUUUUACAAAUUACUAUGUACUUGUAGUUUCAAACAAAUAGAUUUACACACAAUAUAUACAUUAUACAUCGUUACAUCAGUCAUUAAUUAUGCUGUAUGAACGUACGAUAAAAUGAAUAAAAAUAUUAUAGCGUAUAGGUACCUACUAUUGAGUUUUUAAUUAUUUUAGCGCAUAACUGCGGCUGCGAAGGUGCAGUGAUACCAAUCGUUACAGCGACAAAAAUUGAUUAUGUCGAGAAAAAUAUGUAAAAAUCAAAUUUUCAAAGAAAAUGGAAAAUCUUCGGAAAAUUUCAAUGAAACAAAAAAUGUUCGAAUGUUCAGUUUUCAAGCUUACGUCUCUAGUAAUAAUAAAUAUUGUUAUUAAGGCGCCUUUGUGCAGUUUACACGCAAUUUGUUUUAUCUGUCUGCCUCGACGAUUGCGACUCUCUGGAUGAGUUUAGGGCAAUAAUGGAAAAAGGUCCUUUUCCCCUAAACCCAUUUACAUUUAUAACUCUUCUACUCAGUCUACGUUUUACAUUUUUUUUAAAAACAUGUAACUUUUUUGUAAGGCGGCAAAAUCUCUUGAGACUUAUAUAGGCCGAAAAAAGAAUAAAAAAAUUAGUAAUUAUUAGUCAAGAAAUGUUAAUUUGUUUUGGUUAACUAUGUUUUCGUCCGAAAAUCAAAAGUUCGUACAUUUUAGAACAUUAUAAUGUUCAAUCCACAAUGUAAUUUAUGUAAAUCUUUUCGUUUUGAACUGACAUUUAAAAAAUUAAAAAAUACAUACGUUUUCAUUAAAUUAUUCCAGUAAUACGAGUACUAUUAAAGUAGUGUAACCUCGCCCGAUGAUAUUGCCAGAGUGGAACUUGUUGAUUUAUAUUUAUUACAUCGGAAUAAAUCUUAAAAAUAUCUCGUUUUACCGCGAUUGUCAAGAUAAUUUUAAGACGUAAAAUAAAAAUCCCGUAAAAAAUCUAUUUGCCAAGGUCAUAAUGCAUAAAAUGCAAGUUUGGAUUAAAAAAAAAAAAAAACACGAGUUGUUUGAUUUACAAUUGAAAUUUCGAAUAAAAUCUUUUUACAAUAUACAUAUAUUCGAUUUUAAACUACGCACGCUAGCUGUUAACGUUAAAUAUUAUUGUGGAUAUUGUGUGCAACUUGCGCUCAACAAAUUACGACUUUUUUUUUUUUUUGCUCGAUUCGAUUGGAUCCGACGUUAAAUCGCUAGUCGCAUUUCCGGAUUAUUAUGAUUAUUUAUUUUUAUUUUUUGUAUUUAAUACGGGACAAGCCCAGUUUACAUUGAAUUUACUUUUAUGUUUGUACAAUUAGUUGAUUGCAUGAUCUUAACGUUGACAAUUAAGUAAAAAUGGAAGGGUUACAGUUAGCGGUCCACAUUAGACGGUUGAUGGAUGAGUUUUCAAGGAAGUUAGAAGACGAAUGGAGCAUGGAAUCGAGUGGAUCGAGGUGGGACUUAAAAAUUAAUGACGGUGAGAAGAGGGGUUAUAAGCCCCAACCGACAUAUCUCUAUACACGAAUAUUCGAUUUAAAUUUAUACUAUAUAGUCGUUUUCAUCGCACAACUACAUACGUUACUAAGUUUGUACGUAGGAUUUUUAAGGCGUUUUUAAUUCUCGAUAUUUCCAGAGGUAUUUCACACGCGCUCAUAUCGCUUCAAACGUCGCGAAUGUAAUAACGUUCUUGCCUUUAAAAUUGUACGCUCAAUAUUCACAUUAUAAAAUACAAUAAAACCAGAGAUCCAGGGGAUCUGAACCACCUCCUCCCUGAACACCGACAUAAUUUCAAUAAAAUAUCAUCUAUAAAAGAGGUGUUCCAUAUAAUUGUUCGGAACCCCCUCCCCCCCCCAGAAAUCCGCCAGUAAAUAAAGUUAUUAUUAUUGUUAUUGUACGUAUCGGCCAGUGUCCCACAGAAGAAAUUCACUAAUCAAACAGAAUGUAAAAGUUGAUUUUCCUAUAAUAUUAUAAUUGAUGCCUUUCUCUUUUUUUAUUUUUUUUCCGUCCACCUGAACGCUCAACGAGAUUACACGAAUGUACUCGAUUUACUCGAAAUAUAAUAAUACAAUAUCAUUAAAGUUAUAACGUGUAUACCGCGCGGGUAUACUCGACCAUCGAAACCGGUCAUGGUGUUGUUGUUUUAUUAUUUUAAAUAUUUUUUUUUUUUUUUUUUUAAAUAUCGUUACAGUUUUACGCUGUUACUCGCGUAUAGCCACCGCUGCGGCGGUCGGGCGAUAGAAAAUCCCCGUGUUCGGUGCAGAGUGCGCGGAUCGAUUGUUAUGUCGCACGCGUUAUGUAUACAGUCUAAUGAAAACGAUCUGUUGUGAUCGAACGCUGCCGCAGGGCUUAGGCGAUUUUCUUUCGUUCGAAAUCGGCGUGGAAACCGACGGGAAGUGUUACGGCGUCGUCGCCGAUAGAAAAUUAAAAAAAAAAAAAAAAAAAAACGACCGUAUUUAUGCCUCGGAACAAGUACCCGGCCAAUCCGCGACGUCGCGACGGCCGUUAUCGGUACCCGACGACGGUAACAAUAAUUGCGUGUUAUACUCGCGCAACGCUGCGAACGAGACGGGACACGUCCGAUCCGACCGAGAUCGCCGAUUUUUCGUGUUCGGACCUGUGCGCGAUAUCAUUCGAGGUCGAACAUCGCGAUCGUAACGACAACAAUCAAACGUGCGCGUGUCCGGGUGACGUAUCGACGUACGAUACGCGCAGCCGGUCUAUCGCGCGUGUCGUUGUGCGCCGCGCGCUCUCGAAAUUCCGUCGGGAAAUCGCCGGUACGACGCGCGGGCGGCACACUCGUGAACAGCGACGUUUGUCGUUACGGUGUACAGUUAUAAUAAUAAUAAUAAUAACGACGCAUUUUGCAAAAAAAAAAAAACCCCGGGCGACGCGUUCCACAGACACUGCGCGCGUAAAUCGAAUCGCGCCGCGCCGUACGAGUCCGCGAGCUCGUGCCGGGGCGGCGGCGGCGGCGGCGGCGGCGUUUAUUGUCGACGAUUGCAAUCGUACCCGCGUAUCGUUGCCCACACGUUGUGCGUUGAACUCCCGUCCGCGGUUCAACCUCCCCGACCGGCCGCCCGCGACGGCGGCUGCACCCGCGCGUGCGAACCACGUCCGUCGUUUUUAUUUUUUAUUUAUUAACGCGAGCUAACUCGUAAUCGCCGCGCGAAGUUUACACAGCGACGUCGUACAUUUUUCGGGUGGGGGGGGGGAAGAGGAGGGGGACGUUUUUCUGCGGUACGCCACCCGGUCACACCCCCCUCCGCCCCUCCCGCACUGGAACGCGCGCGAUUUGAAAGCCGCCGCGGUAUCCGCGUAAUAACAUCGUUGUACUGUAAACACUCCUCUCGCCGCGGUAAACUCGCGAUUGUAUAAGAUCGGUACCGGACACGAGGAUACUAUCAUUAUCGUUAUCGUUAUGACAAUAAUAAUAAUAAUAAUAAUAAUAAUAAUAAUAAUAUGAUUAUCGUUAUUCCGAUACGUUCACCUUGAGCCGGCGCGCGUCUCGGCGUGACACAAUAAUCGUACCCGCGGCCAACGUUACAACGUUACACCCGCCACCGUGCCCACACGACGGGAAUAUUAUUAUCCGCCGCCGUCGCUCGGACCGGUUGCCGCCCGGACGCGCGUUGACGAAACGCACGCGGUCCCGGCACUGCGCGCGGAAAACAACGUGUGGCCGUUUCAAAAACUACCUCUAUGGUAGACACGGCCCGUUCGGUCGUAAUACGUGGUGGAUUCGGCACCGGUUUCGUGGGCGAAUGUGUGGGUUCCGCACACGAGACGUCACAGGUAGAUGAUGAACAUUGAGACGGAACCGAGCUCGACGCAAAUGGAAAUGGCAUCCCCACGUGAUUCUGUGUAAUAAUUGUUAUUUCUGUUUGUGUAGGAACUUUGUGUUAAGUUCGGGGAUAUUUUUUUUCGCGUCGGAACUUACACAUGAAUCCGCUAUUGCCUGCUAUGCUUCGUGUGGGAACUUACCGAGCCCCGAUUUCGUUCGGGGACUGGUCGAUGGUCUAGCCGAUACGACCCCGAGGCUUCUCGAAUCGCUAGAUUUUCGUUUUCCUGUAUUUACACGGCAAUACGGUAGAUUUCGGGGUUCUUUUUAUUCCCCCCCCCUCCCCCCGAAGAUAAAUGCGACACAACGCAAAUUCACUUUGAUACAUUCGUACGUAGGCGUAUGCGUAAUUUUUCUCGUGUCUAUAACGAUUUACAUCGCGUUUAUUUCUGUCAUUGCCAAUCCGAGUUAAUCGAAUAUAGAGUUUUGUCGAACAACCGAUGUUGUUGUGUUACGUUUGUAUUUAUAUUCUCGUAUAAUAUAUCAUGCUAUAUUGUAAAAAAAAUCCGAUUGACAUUAGUUCUAAUAAAAUAAUUAAUGAGCCGUCUCGUAAAACGGCGUCUCGACGGAUUGGUGCGGUCAUCGUUCUAUUAUUACUGCGUAAUAAAAACGUUACCGGGUUCGCGUUUCUCCUCCCCCCCCCUAAUUUUAUCUAAAUACUCGUCGUCGCUUUUUUUUUUUUUAAGUUAUACGGCGUUCUAACUUUACAAGGACACUGACUUCCUCGAAGCGGUAUCCGCGCGUGGUUCGGAUCGACUACGCGCAUAGUGUUCAAUUUAAUUUUGCUCGGAGAACAAAGAAUCGUUGCCGGUAUUAAAAGGGAGCGUCAUGUAGGAAUGGGAGUUCGGGGGUUGCGACCUUCUACAAGGUUGACAAUAUGGGCUAUAGAGAAUACACGGAAAAAGUCGGGUAAAAUUGACUACCGAUAGGGUUCCGUUGCAGUCUCAUAAUAAAAACUAUAUUUUGAAAAAUUAAAAAACGUAUGUAUGUAUUUUAUAAUUUUUAUAAGUGUCUCAGGAGAAACGGAUUCCUUUAUUAUGAUAGAUAUUAUUGUAUGCGGUUUGAAUGAACCGAAAAGUUGACUGCAUUUGAGUACGUUGCGAAAUUUCGAAUAACUUACAUCCCUUUUGGAGUUAUUAUAAUAAUAUUGUAUUUUAAAUAUGUUUAAACAUUUCGGCCGUAAAAAGGGGCAUUUACUAUGUAUACACACAUACACACUAUAUAGCCUAUUCUUUGUACGUUUUACUAUAUCGAAUUCGCUAAGCGUUAAAAAAAACGAAAAGAUGCCUGUUCUAAAACAGCUGAAAAAAUAAAGGGGAUCGUCCCCCUUGGAUUUGAGCAUCGCCGUAAGGACCCGGGCGCGAAACGUUGCGAGUAAAAAACGCCCGUGACCGACAGUGUGGUGGAUGUAAACGAUUUUCGGUGACCGCGAAGCAAAACGUUUGCGAACAAAACGAUUACAGCGUCGUAAUCAUAGACUAAACUAGGGGGAGCUUGGGGGUUUUAGCGCUAUAGCGUUUAUUGUCUAGUCGCGGCUGCGGCCAUAAUAAUCGUAUAUUUUCGGCAUUCGUGUUCGUCAUCCCGCGUCACUCGUGUGAUAGUCGUUAAGUUUUUACGUUUUGUUCAAUCGCGAUUCGAAAAGCGUCGUUUUAAAAACGGAUUAUGUCCGCCAGACGGUAAAAAAAAAACGGUUUAUAUUACUAAUAAAAUAAACGGUUCUUAUCGGUACCCGCCUACCUGGAAUACACGACACAGUUACCUUACUUAUACCAGAGACGGCUUAUUGUUUUUUAAAACAUAUGCCUUAAGUUUUAAUGAUGUAAUGUAUUAUAUUUCAACAUUUCUUCAAAUUGAUAGUAAUUGCCAGUCACAGCUAUAAUAGUAGCAGAAUUGAUUAACUAUGCUUAAUUAAGCAGUUAGCAGUAACAACACUGGAACACUGCUAUAGAUCACUGUCGGUCAUCUAUACCUAUUAUCUAGUAAGGUAGUAACCGGUCGUUUAAUCCAAGUAGGUAGUGAUAAGAACCGUUUAUUUCGCUAGUGACAUAGACAGUUUUUUUUUUUUUUUUUUACUAAAAAUUGUUUUACUAUCCGGUUUUACUUCCGACCUACGACCGGGCUGUAAUUAUAAUAAUAUUACCACAGCUGCGACGUCGUUGACGCGCGCGUCUCGUGCCACAACCCGUAAGUCGAACGGCGUAUCGAUUAGGUGGCAUGACGACGGGCAACGGGCCGCGGGCCCACGACAUUUGGGGCCCCGAAUCCGGGCCCAAAGCAGCGUUAUAGGUGAAUAGAAAAAAAAAAAAAACAAAAACAAUUGCGAUGAGAGUGGGACGGACAUGACGUCGUGUACGCAAACAGACAAGUCGAGCGCGGCAACUCGGAUCGCGUAUUGUCGGCCCUCAAUAUUCGGUCGACCCGAAUGUCUCGGUAGUCCUCAUAUAGUUGCGCAGCCGCCGCCGCACAACGCGCGCAUAAAACCGCGCGCGCUCUCGAACCGAUUCCGAACGCGUCGCCCGCCGCCGCCGUGUUGCCCGCCCCUACGUCGCAUGCGUGCGGCCGACGGCGACGCGUACCGGUUAAACGAUUAUUGUUGUGGAGCGCGCGAAAUGUCGCGCGUUCGGCAACCGCGAACUGGGUCGCGUACAUGACCGGCGCGCGUCUUCUCCGCCGUCGCCGCGCGCGUGUUCCGACGACGAAUCGGCGGUUCGUUCGUGUCGGAACGACACGAUAUUAUUAUUAUUGUUGUUGUUGUUGUUGUUAUUAUAAUCCGCGGCACGUACGGGAAAUCCGCGCUCUCCGGCACACCAGUUGGAAUUUAUGUCGCUCGCGCGCGACGCGCCGCUGCAGCACUUCGGGCCCGUGCGAUGUACACGGCCGUGCCGGCCGCAUUGUGACGGCGUCCGAGCAAAAAUAUACGGACGCGCGGUCUUUGUGCGCGAGAAAAAAAAAAUAAAUAAAUACCGAAGAAACAUAACGUAUAACGUAUUGUUGUCCGCGACGGCUCCGCUAAAUAGCCGAAACAUUUCGUCGGGGUCGCGUGCGACGGACGGCCGCGACGGAUUUUCCGCGGCCGGCGACGUUGCGGCGGUGUACGGCGGCAUCGUAAUACGGCCGCAGGUACUUUUGACGCGUGAGAAACUUGCCUGGGAAUGAUCCGAGCGGUUUUUUUUUUCCAACGGUACUUCCUUUUUCUCUAUUUGUCCAACGCGCAUGCGCAACGGCACGGCGGUUUGGACUGGUCUUUCGUCCGUCGGCGCAACCAUAAGUGUUCGGAAAACAGAUUUCAGUCUUCAACCGCGCGCGACACUUAUUCGAAUUUCGGCGGAAAUGUACGAAAACGAAAAAAUAAAAGAACGAACACACUUCGCACGUGGGUGCAGCCAUCACUUUUGUACGCGUAAAGUUGGGAACGCAGGAUACAGACGGGAAUUUAAUGUAUAUCUUACAGAUGUAAGCGACGAAAAAACCAUUGCAAACGAGAAAACGUUUCCGAGCGGAGUUCAAUUGAUAGUGUGGCUUUAACAACGCAAUAUAUAUUUAUGUCAUAUUAUGGUAAAAUGAUUACAACAAUGUGCGUUUCCGUGACAACAAUGAUUGUUUAAAAAAAUAGUAAAAUAGUAAAAACUUAAUGAUGACAAAGAAUAAAUAAGGUUUAACGAGGUUUUCCUCGUUAUUUCGAGAAUGAGAAUGAGAAUUUCAAAAAAUGAACCAUCCAGAUAAUAUUACCUUUCAGAAAUGGUGUUAUCCUUGAUAAUCGGAGUAAGCUUUCUGGUAGAAAAAGUGUUCAGAUAAAACAAAAAUCUUUGCGAAACCGAUACAUUCCUCGUUCCACUCGGAAUCUAAAAGUGGCCUCGCGUACGGUUGGCGCGUCGCUCAAUUGAAAAUCCGUUUUCGGCGGGUACUCUUAUCGCUUCACCGCGUCAGUCGCGGGCUGGCGGACGAAAAUUCGGUCUAAAUCGCUGCUUUACGUAUUGGACGAAAAAAGAUAAAGGAAUCCCCGUUCCGUUUCGAAUUUUGCGUUGAAAAAAGGUCUUUCUUUUUAUAAGCUACCGUCAAACUCCCCCCGUCUAUAUCCGCGACCAAUUGCAUUUUCCAUUUUUGUGUCGAUUGACACUUCUGAGACGUAACGUCUCGGACGUCUUUCGUUACCCUUUAUGCGAGUCCAGCUACCCGCGAGUUCCUCCUGUUGGUCUGCGUUCUGUCGGGCGUCUAAGUAUAGGACGUUUCGCCUUUACACGAGAACGCGUAUUAUGGCAUUUGGUUUGUUGCGUAUGCCGACGUUUCGUUCGUCUUUCACGGGUAUUGGCCAUUUCUAUUUCGAACGCUUUAUAAUAAACACAUUGUACUUACGUUAUAUUAAUUAUACGGUUUUUAAAUGUUUUUUUUUCUUCGGGUCGCGCACCACGGGUACCUGUCGAUUUCUCGGUAAGCGUUCCGUUGAGUCAUUUUCAAAAAAACAACGAUCGGUUAAUUAGUUUAUCCUUCUGCGUCGGCUACAAUUACGCACGUAUACCAUACAACAUCAUUAAGGUGAACACGUAAAUGUACAAACUGUGGAUUACCUAGGAAAUCGUAAAAAAAAAAAUUGCAACCGUACGUGAACUUAUCAAUUUAAAUUCAAGGGCGGAAUACCAUUGCGCUGCAGACACGACGGUUGUUAUGUCUGUUAGUUAUUUUUUUUUUUACAAGUUUAAUUAUGAUGUACGCGCGUAUGAUUAGUAAUAUACGUGAAAUAUUAUGUAUAUAGUGCGAUUUACAUUAAUUUCUUUCGGCGAUCGUUAUUAGUUCCGAGCGUGUCCGGUAAAAAAUUGUUUUUUAGGUGCACGUUGUAUUUUACGGAAACGUGCAGUACAGUCAUGAGUUACCGAGAAGGAAAUACGAGUAAUCAAUAUAAAUUAUAAAAUAUUCGGUUUUAAAACCUGCAAUUUAUUUUUGGAACUUACAAAAUUUGAUUUUAAAUAUGACUCCGGACACCAUAGAGUUUUGAUAUAAUAUUUUAUAUUAUUCAUUCACCUGAGGCUUCAGCUUUGCGGUACUUGAUCCGGGUUAAAGAAAAAUCGCGAUGAUUUUAUCGGUGGGUACCUCGCUAAAAAUUAUGAUUAAAAAAAAAAAAAAAAAUGUAACAUCGCAUCUAGUUGAUUCGCAUGCGCAAACGAGAUACAAAUUAUGUACACGUUUCUUAUCGUUUUUUUUUUUUACGUUUUUGGUACACUCGAGGGUAUUUUAUCGAAUUAUUAAAAAUUGCAUAAAGUUGCUAUAUGUAAUUAAUCUGUCGGUUUUAACAAAUUUUACAAAACUGCGGCAAGUGACAUGUUACCCGAGAAAAACUACCAACCAAAGCAGAUCAACGGUUCUACAAGCGGGGAUUUCGGGCAGAAAAAUUGUUUACAAAAUCUUACAUACGAAUUUUCGAGUUUUUGUUGGGUAUCCAACGCGUUAUAUUGAACAAUAAUUUCGAGCACGUACACAAAAUCGCCGUCACUUUUUCGCCAUUGCGGUAAUCGAAACCGGGUUUUGCGAUUUCGCGUCGCAGUUUAUCCUGUUCGCCAGAACGAACGUACCGGUUUUCAAAAUCAAUGACGGGGCGAGCGCCGCGAACGAAAAUGAGAUUUUGCUACUUCCGACUCGCGACCGCGGAUUUCCAAAAACAGCGAAACAUAUCGUACGACGACCGGAACAAAAUAUUGAACGCGCGCGACCGCCGUCCAUUUUCCGAGAGUAUAAUAUUAUCUUACGACGUAUCGCUAUUAUGAUAAAAAACUGUUUUUUUUUUCCGCGCCGGACGCCGUUGCGAUGCAGUCGCGUUACGAAACAUUGUUUCGUACGAUGCGUUAUGACACCGUACGAUUAUAGUGUGAUAUAUAUUAUACAUUCAUAAAAAAAAAAAAAAAACGGUUUUUUUUUUUCUUUUCUAAACACAAUUACCUAUACAAUAUUACAUUAUAACGUAUAUAUUUAUAGAGCCGACGGACGCGCGUUGUGCGCAACAGCACAAAACUGUCCCGUUAAUUUCGUUGCGUGCGUUACAAUAUGAUUAUUAUUACUAUCGUAUCGAACGUAUAUUUUAUUAUACAUAUACUCUUUGGAAGAAAAAAAAAAAAAGAAAGAAAAAUAAGUGUAUAGGUGUAUUGAAAACCGUCACAAUGGACAUUAUUUCCGUCGUCUUCCGGUCUUCGAAUCGCCAAACUCUCGCCGUAACGUAUUGCGCGGGAAUAGAUUGUCCGCCGCGAACGGACCGUUUCCGCGCCUUUAGCGUACUUGCUGCCGAGGGGAUGGUGAUGUGGCACAUCCUUCUGGAUGUGCCCCCGAGGAUCUCCGAGGAUGCUCUACUCCGGACAGUUUUGGUUAUUCGAGUUGCUCCGGUGUAUUUUAUCGUCCCGAAAAACCGCACGUAAUGCAAUUUGUUUCCGGCCGCGGCACUACUACACCGUACCUACGGCGGUUUUCAUGAAAACGCAAGAACGCACACUUUGCCACGCUUUUGUUCGAUGCCGAAACCGAACGAAAUCGUUUUUUCGCGUGCCGAACAGGUCACCGACCCUCCCCCUCUCGUCCACCUACCAUCUCGCAAAAGAAAAUGGCAUAUACUGGAAGUGUUUUUUUUUUCCUCGUCCGUUUCUUCCUCGACAACGCGACUCCCGUGUUAUUGUUAUUACGUACACGUAUUGUCGUAUACGUUUAUACGCGUGACGCGUUCGUGUAGACUCUGUAUCGGAGAAAAAUCAACACUCGGACAAAUCGAGAGUAUGUAAUACAACGUCGUUGUAAAUCGUUGCACAGCCGACGACGACGGCAGCACACGUGAAAGUCGUCACUAGCACGGCUCUCCGUGCACCGCGUUUCUCAAUCAGAAAGCAUAAAAUUACAGCGUACGGGCGGGCGAACGUCCGUGUCCGUGCCGAUGUGAAUGCGUUUACUAAUUGAGUUGCCGGUUAAUUAUUCAGGUGUUACACCGGGUUAUGCUAAUUUCCCGCGUGUUAACGCUACAGACAAUACUGUCGUACGUGUUAAAUUGGUAAAUCCGUCUACGAAAUUUUUCUUUAGACACAAAGAUUCGGAUUUUCGAAAAAAAAAAAAAAAUGCGUAGAACAUCCACCCAGCGAAAACGAAACCGAACAGUUGUAAAUCUAUUUUUUUAUCAUUUGUUUUUUUUUAAUUUUUUUAUUAUUAUUAUUCUAAGUGUAGCGUGGAAUGUAUCGGUUUAACAAUGCGCGAACAGCUUUUAAUUACCAGAAAUCUCGUCUAUAGAGAAAAUUUUAUCUACACAGUUAGUGUAUUAGUUGUUUUUCCUUUGAGUUAAUUAUUACAAUUGGAGAAAAACGAAGAUUAUUAGAAAUAAUCAUAGAGAGCUGAAAUUCCAACGGAAUACUAGCCAAUUAUUGACCACAUGGUGAAAUCGUCAACGCUUAAAAAUGUAAAUGUUUGAGCUAAACAAAAUCGUUUCGGCCUAUGCUUGAAAAUCGCACACACGGUUUUUUUUUCUUUUUAUUUAUAAGCGUAUAAAGUUCAAAUAUCGGUUCGAAAAUCGUAUGAAAACCACGCGACGCUUCAAAACGUGUUUGACCGCCGAAUGUCGUAACGACUCCGCGCGCGCGCGUCCCAACACCUUCCCGGCUUCCCGUCAACAACAGCGUCACGCCCGUCAGCGGUAACGGCGGUUUUCAUUUUUUUUUUUUUUUUUUUUUUUUCGUUUCUUUUGUUUUCUGUUGACGUUGUAACAACUACGGGACGUGUCUUCGACGGAUUUUUUUUUUUCUUCUGUUCGCAUAACACAUUGAAGUUACGCGCGCACGCGGUUUUCGCCUCUCCAAUUGAAAAACCGCGCGGUCUUUCGAAAAAACGCUUACGUCACCCGCACGGCGCGGGCGUCGCGUACGUUAUUAUCGCGUGCGCGUACACGUCGCGCGACGUGUUACACCGUGGCGGCGGCGGCGGCGGCGCUCUCGCUCGCGCGCGGGGACGUCGUCGUCGCCGUCGUCGUCCGCAACGAAAAUCCGUCGAUUUUUCACGGAAACCCGUCGGUCGCCGCUGUGUGACGGCGUAAUAACGGCACCGGCGAUUGUGCGACAGUGUAACGGUCCGAAACGACGCGCGAUGUUAUUAUCGGUAUUAUUAUCGUGUUAUCAUUACUCGCGCGCCCUCCCCCCGCCGCCCGCCCGUACGCGGGGUGCCGCGACAAUAACGCGCGGCCGCGGUGGCGCAACAGCUCCGCGGCGGCAGCGCCACCCGGAAUCUGUUUGCGUUGCGGUAACGGCGUGUUAGGCGCGGGCGCGCGGCGAAUACGAACAGUAAAUUUCGCGUUGUUCGCGCGGACCCGUUUCGUCCGGGGAAAUCGCGUGUUCGAUACGCGCGCGAAUAGACGAACGCAAACGGGUCCGGGCGGAAUGCAGACGACAGUGUUUACCGGUGACGCGUAACGCGCGGGCCGCGAUGUACGCGUCGGCCGCCGCGGAUUUCCGUUCGCGGAUUUCGGUGUUACGCGCGCGUUAUUUAACGCCGACGGUACGCCCGAAACGGCGAUCGGGGACAAUCGAUAUUCGACGGAUCGCCCGUGCAACGACACCGGGCGGAUAAAAGGCAAACGCCUGAAAGACGCUGGAAACAAAGUAAAAGGGAAAAAAAAAACCCAUUCCGUGUCGGAGAAACGCGACAGUAAACGAUAUGGAAUAAACCGAGUGUUUUUUUUUUUUUUUUGUUUUUUUUCUUUCUCGGUUUUUCCGCUGGGUUACAUUGCAUUUUUCUCUUUUUAGAUUCCGAGCGGAGCUACGAAUGUAUCGGGUUUACAAUGAUGUUUAUUUUUUUUUUUUAUGCGAACGUUUUUUAUACCAGAAAUCAUACUGCGAUUGUCAAGUACGCGGCGCCUUUUUCCGAAAAGAAAAUAUGUUCUCUGGGUGGUACAUCGGAAAGGGCAUUUUUUGAAAUUCUCAUUAAUAUUUGAGAUGGUGAGGAAAACCUGGUUCUUUAGGUUAAAAAGAUUGAAAUAUUUGUAUUAUUUUAAUCUUUUUUAAACAAUCAUUGUAGUUAUGAAAACGCACAUUAUACUUUAAUAUGACAUAUAUGGUAUGUAUAUUGUUGACAAAGCAUUACUAUCAAGUAUCAACUAAAUUCGGCUCAGAAUCGUUUUUAGUUAGCAAUGGUUUAUCGUCGCUUACAGAUGUAUAUUAAAUUCUCUUCUGCAUUCUACGUUCCAAACCUCCCACCUACAACAGUGGCCGCACCCACGUGCGAAAUUGCCCGUACAUUUAUUUAUUUUUCAUUUAUACUUUACAUUUAUUUAUUUUUUUUUUAUUAUACCAUACUACUAUAAUUAAAUUACUUGCAUUUUAUUAUCUUAAUAUUAUCAAUUUUAAUGUUAAAUAAUCUAUAUGUCUCUUUUGUUGAAUACCAAUGUGAAUUAGUGGAAUUCAAAACCCCCCUCUCCUCUCGCCACAAGCUGGCUUAAAGAGAGAAUAAUCAACUCGUAUUAUAUACAAAUUUUUAAUUUGAAAUUCUAUAUUAUCAUUCUUCGAUUCUUUGCGAUUUUUUUUUACGUAAAACUCAAUUUUAAAUUCUGAACGAGACGUACUUUUUUCCUCAGAAAGCCUUUUUUUCUGUCAGCAAAGAGUGAGGAAAUUAUUGUCGUUUGACGGUUGUUUCACUUGUAAUAUAUAAUUUGAAAUUCUCCGCAGUUCAGUUACAGUUAGAUCGGUUCUUCUUUUUGUUUUGCUUUUCACGAAAAACACGUUUUUCGGUAAAUACAAUUUUCACCACAUCGUCCUAACCAAGAGACGCGGAUUACGUUAUGGAGUUUUCGGGCCGUGUAUACUUUGUUUGAAAAUUACUCAAUUUUGCUUACCGAAUUAUUUUCCCGAAAAUAGAGAUUAUCGCGCUGUAUCGUGUCUGUUAUAUAAAUACAUAUAAUUUCCCCGCUACUAUACUGGACACGUUCACCUCCUGUGGACCGAAUGAUUUCGAACUCGACAGUUGUUUUAUAUUAAGCGGAUCGAUUCGAUAAAAUGUUGGUCAAAUUUCACCGUGUAGUAUUGUGGUAGUUAUUUUUUAGAUUAUCCCUAUAAACCUUCCCGUUCCAAGUAAAGCCAAAGAGAUGAAAUUUCAUCCACGCGUUAUGGUAUUUUAUUGACAAAAAAUAUACAAUUUUUCGUUUGUGGGUAAAAUAUUUCCGCGUAAAUUAUCUAAACGUACAGUUAUUAUGACUAGGACUUUUUGAAUCGCACGACAUUGCUGCCGCUGCAUUACAAGCACAUUUUUUCACUGCCACGACCAGUUUUACAGUUGCGUCCUUUAAAUAAUCCCCGACGACCAACUACUCCUUGUCCCGCGGCUUCGCGAACAGUUGAACGCCAUUGUCCAACUACACCAGUAAUUGGGCGUCAAUAGCCGCGGAAUGUCUAUACAAUAUUACGGCGUUUACACAUUUUUCGGGACAAUAUACGUGAUUUACCGCGUUUAAGUCUUUCGCGUAUUAUUUUACGAGGACAAAUAUGUUUCGGAUGUUCGGACUUUCAACCGUUCCCCGACCAUUUUUAUAUUCAAACGUUCACGGGAAUACCGGGUUUUUACGUAUCCCCCCCACCGUAUAAGCUCGUAAAAAAAAACGAAAUAUCUUAACGGCAACCGGGGAAAUUCGACUCGAGUGACUCUGGUGGUCGUUGUUUUCGUUCCCGUGAUACUCGAUCGCUAUUACAUACAGCUCGGUAACAGCACGACAUCACACGCGGUUUGAUGGUAAAACGGAAAUUCCGCGUCGCGAUACGUCUACGGCCUGUGCGAGAUCGGGUUCAGCACAGUAGUAGUAUGCGCUGAAAGAGUAUCGCGAACGCUCGUGAGAUUAUAUCCGAGUAAAAAUUAAACCUGUACGCGUUAUAGAAAGAAAAAAAAACCGUUUUUAAAAAAACAAAACGAGGAACACGAGUACACGACAAGCCCGUUUAAUCGAAAAUCGAUUUCCGUCGUCGCGGGCUGUUGUAUUUUCGAUUUCUCCCGUACAUAAUGCCAUAACAAUACUUUAUAGCCGUAUAAUAUUUACGUAAGAAACCGAUACAGGUAAUCCGAGCGAAAAACCUCCGAGGACCGCCACCGUGGACAAUACCGUUUCGGGAAAAAUCGCACGGUUACACGGUCGCCACGCCGCCGCGGUUCGUUUUUUUUUCCUCCGUCAUCAGCUCGUUUAUUUCAUACGUAUGAGUCGGCUAGAAUCAACAGUCGCGUGUUCCGAAAAAUGGUAAAAUUAGAGUUGUUAACACUGUCUUGUGGAACGUUUGACGGGGAAUUCGAAUCUAUAGAAUAUUAAUUGGUUUCAAUAAUUUGGCGUUAUUUAACGUAACGGUACCUUCCUUGAUUUCCGUAACAUGCGACUCGUAUACCCGAAUGUUUAGUAUUUUUUUUUUUUUUUUUUUGUUAAUAGACAUAUAUUUUUUUUCCGCUAUACUUUUUUCCCGCACGCGGUUCUUCGCCGUUGGAUUUUCGCCGCGGAAUCGGUUCUUUCCGAGGUCGUUUCCGAGGACGACGACGAAAUCUCGUAUAAUAACAAAAUAUUACGUCGAUAUACCGAAUGACACGUUACGCGCAUGUAAAGUAUUAUGUGCAGUGCUGUCAAUCCGGUUUUGUUCCAGUUCAAGCGACGAGUUCGAAUGACCGCGCGGAAACCCUCGAUAAGUUCGCGUUGCCGACGUUACCUAUACGAGAGUGAGGGGGGGGACUGACUUAGAGGUCUCCGGUACCCCCCUCCUCCCGACAUUUCAAAAGAGUCGUUAAUUUCCGCGCGGUCUACGAAAGUCUCGCGACUAAAGUCUUAUUAAAUCGUAAUAUUAACCGGUCUGAUUUUAAAUUGUUAUUAUUAUAGGCCGUUGACGAUAUUCGAUAUUCGAGUAUACGUCACAGAGUAAUAAUAUUCUCUGUUUUAUUUCUUUUCUUUUUUUUUUUUUCUAUCAAAUUAACAGACUUAACGGUUAUGAUAUAAUAGAUUGAGGCGCGAUCGAGGACGUUAAAAAUACAAAUGUGUGCGUAGCCGUGAAUACAGAAACCAAAACCUAAAAUAAAACCUCGGUAACUGCAGCACGCCGAGAACCUACGGGAGACCCCGGUUAAACCGCCCACCACCCCGCCGCGCAAAAAACACGAUCAGCCUUACCCCCAUCCCAAAAGAAAAAUCCCGGCUACGCCGCUGCCCCGCGGCCCUAUACGAUUCGGUCCGAAAACGCCAAACCCAAAUACGGUCGACGCGAAGAAAAAAAAAAAAAACAACUUAUAAUAUCUGACGAUUAUUGUAUACAUACAUACACACAUACACACAAGUACGGCCGGCAGUCACGUUCGCGUGCCAUCUGCGUGUGUACGCGGUCUAUUUUCGUCGUUUCAAUUCGUCACGAUUCCUAUAAUAAUAUGUGUACAAUGUACCGUGUAUUUAGCAAAUCGUAUGCGAAUCGUGAUGUUCCGUUCGCUGUGUUCGUAACCCGUCGCACACCCGACGGGACAAACUCCUGGACCCCGCUCCGCGAUAGCGUCUCUAGUGCGCGUAUAAUCGAAGGCAUUAGUUUGGUAUUGGUUUUGCGGUGUAUUUCGAACGUCACGGAACCGCCGUCCGAACCGAAACGCUUGCGGAGCGCAAGUCGGUAAGUCGGCCGCGCUCGAGCGGGGGGAGAACGGGGUGUCGUGCGGAGUAGAAUUAGCUGUGCGAAGGGGGGGGGGGGGAGGGGAGGGCAUUCGCGAAAAAAAACGGUUCGGUAUUUGAAUCGAAUCCGGCGGAAAUCGUCAUUUUACUGUAUGCGUACGGUAUAAUAGCAUAAUAGUCGCAUAUCACAUUCACGGUCCGUUCCGCGGCACACACAGUAAAAACGCAAAAGCGUUCCGUCCGUGAUUAUUGCCACCGACUGCCGCGGCCGUUCUCGCUCAAUACCAGCGAGGAUACAAGCGCAGUCGAUUCGAUAACGCGCGUUCGCAUAUGCCCGCCCGUCGUAUUAACACUUGACUCUGUACACUUAAAUGCGCGGAACAGAAAAAAAAAAAAAAAAUGUGAAAAUAACGAUUGACUACGGUCGCCGUACGGUUUCUCGGGUGUACAUACCCGUGUAUACAUUGUGUACUGUAACAAUGACGUUUGCUGUUUUCAGGGUUCGGCGAUCUGACCAGAAGCCCGCCGAACAUACGGGUGGAUAGGAACUGGGUGGUCGAAUCCACGGCUCCCGUGGGAACGGUCGUGGCCCGCGUGCACGUGUCCACGGACCCCGGAGGCGAACCGCUGGUGUACGGUCUGGAACAUUCGUCGGGCUUCAACAUGAACCAGGAGAACGAGGAACCCAUGCCGUUCACCAUCGACGAGAACGGCCGGGUGACCACCAACACGUCGUUGGCGGACAAGGUAUGGUUGACGAAUCCGUGACAGUUUUCGAGGCGAAAAACCGCUUUCAUAGAUUGCUCUGUCCGUGAACGGUCUUUUCGACAAACUCCCUAAAACUUCGUCGCGCCAUUUUUAUUAUCCGUGUCUGUAGUCGGUACGUUAGACAGGUCAUUUUUUUGAGAAUUUUAUCGUAAGGUUUUCCCUUUAAGAAAAAUUCGUCAUUUUUUUUUUUUAUUCUCGAUUUCUGUGGUCCCUUCGUAAAAACAAAAUGACGGUGGUAAAAAUGCUGAGUGUCCGCCACACAAAUGUUCAGUUUUUUUCCGAUCCCGGUAAAACGAACUUUGCGCGCUUGAUUUUCAAAACAACAGCCGAAGGUCACCGUGUUAUUUUAUCGCGAAAUUCAACACCUAAAGAGCGACCGACGAUGCGGUGUUUGGAAAAAAAAACCGAAAUUUGCUGGAAAUUUAUCGUUAUUUCCUCGGCGGCGCUGAUGAAAAACCCGGUCGUCAUUGUCGUUCGUGUUGAUUAUCGCAGACAAGGAAGGAAGUACGCCCCCUGUAACGGACGGACUGCCGGGUGGAAUUUCGAUUUACUUCGGUCGGUUUCCGUUCUGGAUGGGAUCGCCGGGUAAUACGCGCACGCGUGCACGAACGCCAUAAUAUUAUAACUUCCCGGUUUCCCGUCUACAGCGGUGGCCCGCCACCCGUAGCGCGGUGGAACAAAAAAGAACGGACGCGUUGUUUUUAUUAUUAUUAUUAUUUUUUUCCCCCGAUUGUUUUUCGCGCGACUCUCGGAAAAAUGACCUUUCCGGGGGGGGGCACUCGCGUUCUUUAAUACCAUGCGACGUCGCCCCGUGCCUACCGCCACAUUAUCGCUGUGGGAGACACACGUCGCCGGCGAAAUAUCGUGUCGUACCGUGUACUAUUUAUAGCGGUUGCAAUAUCGUGGCAGUUUGCGGGAUUCGGCGCGUAAAAAUCACGGACUCGCAAUUAUGUUAUUGCCGGCGGAAAAAAUUGCGCGCGCGGGUACGGCGCGUGCCGGGGGCCGCGGGGUGUGCAACGCGCGUGGGCGGCGUCGUCGGUUUCCGGGCGAGGGAUAUCGGCGGCGAUUUCGGACAAACGAUAAUAACGCGUAAUAAUAAUAAAAAAAAAUAAAAUAAAAUACAAAAAUAAUAAUACCGACGCUGCGAAACAACAUACGGACGUGAACGAAUAUCGCGCGCGCACGCGGUAUAAAACAAAGUAUACCUACGGUGCGUGUAAUACCAUAGUGUACGUACAAUACCCACUCGUAUUAUCGUAUUGUUAAAGCCGAACGAGGAGACGCGGAAAACGACGGCGAUAAUAAUAAUAAUACCUAUUUUUUUUUUUUUAUAUUUUUUUUUUAUAUUCCGUUAUACUUACCUACGUAUGCCGUACGUAUGAUUUUUCAACGAAAACCCGUCGCGAAAUCGAAACCACGAGGCCGCCGGUCCGCGGGAAACGACGUGAACAACGACGACGCCCGACCGGUCCGGCGGGGAAAUUCGGUAUGGCGCGUACAAAAUAGGAACAUUGUCGCGUGCAACAGUACGUUUUCAUCCGGAUAAAGGCCGCGACGACGUUUGUUGUCGGCGGACGUGAUCGAAAAUGUUUAUUGAAAAUCGGCAACGGUUCUCGCGACGUGCCGGCGCGUCGUAUCCGCGAAUAACCGUUCGGAACGACCUUGAAAAUGUAGAUAAGAAUGUUUGAAAUUCAGCUCGGAAAAAAAAAAAAAAACGUUUGCAAACGCGCGCAUAUAAUCAGGCGCGGAUUAACGCGGAUUGAAAAUUUCAACAACCGAAAUCCGUUUAGAUUACUGAAUAUCCGUUUAUAGAACUUUUAACGGAGGUUACCGUUUGAAAAUCGAGAGUCGGCAGUCGUUUUAUUGCCAAAAGCGAGUGUGACAAAAAAAAAUAAUGUUAAUUUUUGUUUUGUUUUUUUUUUUUCAAUAAGCCCAUUUUUCGCUAAAUAAUGUGUGUUCAAUGAUAAAAGAAUCACUCUGUAUAUACAUGUAUACAUGUAUUCGGACCUAACCGACUGGCACGGACUAUAUACCUCAAUUUCAGUAAUCCGAAUCCGUUUUUGUUUCUCCGCCGUUUCGUGAAAAGCGUCCCGAUACCGACCGUAUAGCCGUGGGCGGUCUUCGUUUGCGGCAUCGCCAAUGUUAAUUUUGACCUUUUUCCUAAGACAGUUGCGCGUUGUUCGAUUUUUGUGUUACACGCCGUUUUCGCAACGGCCGAUUAAAAGACCAUGCGCGUCAUUUGCGCAUCAAUAUUGUUUCGCUAUCAUUAUAAAUUGGUGCGAAAUUGCUGGUAGAAAAUUCGUCCACAGUAAGAAAAAAAGCCGUAAUAUAUUUCAACUAAUACCUACGUUUCUUAUAUUUUCCCGUUUUUCACAUUUGAUGACGAAACUCUUGGGAAAAUCGUAAAAUUACCUCCCGAUAAGUACAUUUAUAAUAAAUUAAUUAAAUCUCCAAUUUUUGACUACACACAAAUUUUGGAUGUUUUCACGAAUUUCGUCGAAAUUAGAACUUCGAAAUGCUUAUUCGACGAAAACUCGUCGUGCGUUUACGUUGUUCGACGCCAUUCCGCUGUUCGUCGCGUCGACGCGCAUACGUGACGAUGUGUGAUGAUUCGGUGCGUUUGGUGCAUCGCAACAGACGCGCGACGCGCAAACGCUUUACGGCCGUAGCCGCUCGCCCGUUUUUCAAUUUUUUUUCAAUUUCGUCGGAACACGUGCGUGUAGCGCAAAGCGUAAAACGUAUUGGACCGAACACAACGGCGGACACUCGCGGCGGUCUCGUUGCGCGCCGCGGAACGGAUUCGGAGAACGAAACGGCGCCGUAAACCCGAACGCGUAAACAACGACGCUGUUAUUAUUAUACACGUUCUCGUCGAGUUUCGCGACCGGAUUAUCGGAUGUAACAAUGUAACAACAAUAAAUCGUUCAUGAUAUUAUGCGAAAUGACUCGAUCCGCGGCUCGCGCACGCCCGUGUAAAAACACCCAUAACGAAAGCCAAAAGUAGAACGAGCCGGUCGUUUGGCCGUGCGGCGAGUGCACGUAACGAUUGUGCUGUCGUUCGUUGCGCGGUCGGUUGUGUUUUUUCUUUUCUUUUAUUUUUUUUCCUUUCGCCGCCCGACGCGCCGCUCGGCAGUGUUUCCAGGCGCGGCGGACGCGUUGAAAAAUAAUAAUUAUGGAAAAAAUGCGCGUCUGUCGGUCAGGCGCGACGUCUCGUCUCGAGUGUCCGCGCGAGCCUCGAACGUCCCGGUCGCUUUCGGCCGGCGGAUUUCGCGACGAUUUCGAGGGGGGGGGGCGGGGGAAACGGUCCGGACGGUUUGGCGUAUCGAAUCUCGGCGGUUUUCGAUAUCGCGUAAGUCGCGGCGGAACGUAUUCGAAUGAAACGAAUGGGGUUGUAUUCCCGAUAUCGACAAACGAUCGGGUCGUAUACAACGGCCGUCUGGUUUCGCGUCGAGCUCGAGUUUGAGGGGAAGUUUGCGGGCGAAGGUGUAGGAGAACGCUGGCCGCGAGGCAAAUAUCAUACGGGACUGGCAUCGCCUCGGCUGCACGGGGGCGGGGCGGAGCAAUGGUCUACGGAUGUUUCCGUCGGUGCACGGGAGACGGUGUACACGCCACAUCGUUUAGACUACGGGUUUGUGUGCGCUUAAUAUCCGCAAAAAAACAGCGUUUAAAUCGUCGAAAGAACGAUGAAAAAUAUUUUUAAAAGCGGCAGGAGGAGUUUUAAAGUCCCCCACAAUUGUGUGGGCGUAGAAAUCCAUUGGCCUGUACAACAGCAGCCUGGGGCCCGGGACCGCGGUAACGAUCAGACAUUGUAUUGUUUACCGUUUUUCGUUUCAGGAGGGCAAAAACAUUUACUUGUACGUGACCAUCAACGACGGACACCUGACGUCCAAAACGCAGGUGUGGGCCAAAGUGGAAGGGCCCGGCGGCAACGGCCGAAAGCCGACGGGCUUUCUGCCGCCCCAGUUCCGACCGCCCCCGCCGCCGUCGAUCCCGAUAAACGGCAUCGGCGGCGGUUUCCCGGGCGGUGUCGUUUUCGCGCCGCCGAACAAACCGCCGCCGCCGACGCCGGCGAGGACGGCGCCGCCGCCCAGGCCGUCCGCAACCAAAGUUCCUACAGCGCGGCCGACGGCGGCGCCGACGGUCGCCGUCACGCAAAAAGCGACCACCGCGGCGGCCGCGGUCCCGGUCGCCGAGGCGUCCACGUCGCCGACCGCGGCCGGCUCCGCGGCGACCGUCACCGAGGACGCCGCGGCCACCGUCACCGAGGACGCCGCGGCCGUAGCCACCGCGACCCGGUCGAACGACACGAGAAACGUCACGGAGACGGCGCUCACGCCGCCCACGGUGACCACGCAGCAGCCCGUGCAAAACAACCUGGUGCUGGCGCUCGUGCCCUUGGCGGUCGCGACCGUUUUCCUGACCGCGGCCGGCGUGCUGGCCUGCCUGUUCCGCAAAAGGCUGUUUUCCGCCAAAGUCAAAUCGAAAAAAGUCAACUCCAUCGUAAGUAUGAUAUAUCGGUGUACGAUGACACGCCCUCCGGCAGCAUUACGAUUAUUGCUGUUACUCGGCGGUACCGGGGGCGUUUGUAUUGAAAAAAUAAUAAUAAUAAAAUAUAUCGACGGUGUUUUGUUAAAACGCAACGCGGUGUUCGCAAAGCAUACGCGUCGUACAUGCGUCGAAUGCGGCGCGUACGCCUUUCGAACGAAUCGUUGUGCGGCUUAAUUACAUUUUAAAAUGGCGUCCGGAUACGUUUUAAUCGACGUGGUACCGACUUGGUUUCGUGCGUUUAAACGCGACCUUUCACCAGUUUAUGCUUCUGGUUUUUCUGAUUUGUUUCUCUCGUCUACCGAAAACGCACUUUUCGAUUUCCAGUGGAAUACGUCGGUUUAACAAAACACCCGUCGAAUGUGUAUUGCACGCGUUAUUGAAUCGGGGCGCGGAUUUAAAUGCUAUAAAAAAAAAAAAAAAAAACACUAUUUAAUGCACUUGCGCGGGAAAAAAGAGAUUAUUUUAAACGUUGAAAAAAAAAACAUAAAAAAAUGUUUUUUUAUCGGGCGCAUAAAAUAUUUUGCUAAAAGCAACAGCGCGAACGGUGCAUUACGACUGCAGUACAACUCGAUAAAUACAGCUUAUCGUUUUAUGUAUUACGGCCGCGGCGCGGCACACGUCUGGUACGCGAUCCGGCACUGUGUAUCUACAGUACGUUUUAAAAACAGAAAUAUGCGUUGUUUUUUUUUUUUUUUAUCUAUUGGCGAUAAAUCGAAAUUUUUUUAUAAUUACGAAAAUUGUCCGAUAACAACGCUGCGCGAAACUCGUAGGAAGGAGGACGCGAUGCCCGUGAAGACCCGAAAACGCGAUCAAAACGCGAGAUAAAAUGUUCGCGCGUUUUGACCGUCCGAUGCGCGCCAAAAACACGACAGUUUUAAUACUAAAUACAAUAGAAACUAUUGUUUUCCGGACGUUUCGAAAACGUCGCGUACCGCGUUAAUAUUCUGAUCCGCGCCCCGGUUGCUAUCCGGCCGACCGUUGGCCACGUCACGUGCUGUCCGCGCCUAUCGCGGACAUGCUCCGGUUGCGGCAAUAAUAACAAUAACAACAAUAAUCCACCCGGUACGUUUUUCCGCGCUCCAGGGAAAAUUGAAGAGCUCGAGAUCGGACGACCCGAUGGUCAUGCACCACUGGAGCGGACCACGGGCUUUCACCCGGUACGAGAGCUGGGGCGCCGACCCGGCGACGGCGCACGGACAGUACGCCGGCGGCAAAGAGUCGGCGAUCAAGGAGACGGACCCGUGGGAGAUCCCCAGGCACCACGUGCGCGUGUGUUCGAUACUUGGCGAGGGCAGUUUCGGACAGGUGUGGAAGUGCGAAGCGUACAACGUGAUGGGUAAAUACGCGCGUUAAUAAAUUUUGCGUUUUUUUUUUUUUUUUUUUUCCCCAUCGAAACAUAUUAUUAACGUUCCGUGCGCACCGCUGCAGGGUUCAAGGGCAACAUGGUGGUCGCGGUCAAAACGCUCAAGGACAACGCGGGCGAACGGGAACGGCUCGACCUGGUCCAGGAACUGCAGGUGAUGAAAUCGCUGGAGCCUCAUCCGCACGUCGUCAAGCUGUUGGGAUGUUGUUCGGAAAGAGGUGAGCGUUCAUUAGGACGGGAUAACCGCGCCAGUCUCGGUACGCGGCGUUUGUCGCGUGAAAACGACGGUCGUUUGAUAGUCGGAAAAUACACAGGGAAACGUUUGUGUCCGCGUGACGGUCCGGCGAUUAUGGCGAUCGUUGCAGUAGGAUUAUUAUUCAGAGCGUUUCGAAACGAGCGAUAUUCUUUCUCUCGGCUCGGACCGUUUAGAAAGCCGGUAAACGGCUCUGCGGUACGAGCGGCCAAACGCGACCGAAAACCCGACGUUUCGUUUUUUAUUGAUUGUACGAAAUUGCCGGUUCGCAGAGUUGAUUCUUCUGAACAUUCCGAAGUUUCGGCUUUUUUAAUUUUCGUUUGAAAAAAUGUGCCUGCGAUUAUGCGGCGGGCACCGUAAUCGCGUUCACUAAUCGACUGUCAUUACUAUUGUUAUGGAUAAUUAUGGACCGUACCCGUUGUGUUGAUUUUACAAUGGUGUUUGUGUUUUCUUUUUUUUUUUUUUUUUCUGGAAAUUUUAUCUAGACUACCAUCCAUAUUUUCGGAGACUUGAAAUUUGAACGAAAAACUGAUAUUUGCCCAUUUUUAAACGUGGUAAAAUUUUCAAUAAAUGUUAUGCAUUUUUGAGCUAUUUAUGGACAUUUCGCGAGUCUUUCACGCGAUUUUUAUUCGGUAUAGGUACUCGGUGGAUAAAAUUGUUGGAUCAAACAGAAACGCAUGGUCAUUUAACACGACGUUCAUUAUAAAUCGCAUUUUGUUGUAAAAAAAAAAAAAAAAAAAAGUUUAAUAUAGUAUUUUUUUUUUUUUUUUUUUAUACAUAUAAGAAUUUCACUAUCAAAUUUUGCCUUUCAAAACACACGUAAUCGAACUCGGCUUUUCGCCGGCACAGACAUACGUUUAAUUCCCAUCAUCGCGCAUUCGCGCCCGCAACAGCGGCCCGCCCGUCGCGCGGAACGCAUCCGUUUUUUUUUCCACGAACUUUAAAAAAUUACUAAAAAAAAAUUCGCGAAUUCAAUGACAAUAAAAUGUUGACCGGACGUCAAGCGCGUGUGCGUUGGCACCGUAUCGCAGAUGAACAUUAUUUAUAUCGCGCAUGUACAUGUUUUUAUGCGUCAUCGCUCCGUGCGAUGUUCACCGGCGCGCAUGCGCGCGUCAUUAAAUCGUCCGCGCGUUAAAAUCUCCGGUUGGAUUUUUAUUUUUUUUUUUUUAUUCACGUCCGCGAUUUCCGUGGUCGUACACGUUCGGACGUUCAAUCAUUCUCACGGGCAACGAUUCUCCGCCAAACUCGACACGUCCCCAUACGAGAACGCGCGUGCACGUUCGGACACGAAAAUCGCGAUUUGUACGAUUCAACCUCGGUAAUUAACCGUGCACUCGUUACAGUACGGUGCGUGAACGGUAAAUCGAGCACACCCGGCAACGUCUUUGCGCAGAUUCGCGCAAUUCGAAAUUCGUUUUCGGCCGUUGUUUACCCGGCAACACACAAUCCUACGGUCUCCGCGAAUUUUUCACCGUCCGUUGGACACACGCGUGGCAACGCGACUUUUUUUUUUUUUUUCUUAAACGGCCACCCCUACUUUUGACUGCUAACACAUUUUUUUUUUUCGUGGAUUUCGGCGGUUUAACCGGUUGUCCGUGUUCAAUAUUGGCUGAGGGCGAUUUAAAGUUUUCGAUACGUGUAUUAUUAUGUUAUUCGUAUUAGCGUCCGGACUGCCGAGCCUGCGAGUCCGUCGCGAACGUGACAGCGCGAGACGACGGUUGACGCUUGUAGGUGCAGCAGAGAGUGUAUUCCGUAUAGCGAAUUCCGAUAGCGCUCGUCAAUUUCCACGCAGAAACCCCCGUGUGAAUAAAACGCCGUCGAACAGAACGGCAGUAUGCAGUGUCCGCGUUGUGAUAGCUACUGUCACUCUCGAGACGUCGUCACGGCUAUAGACUGUCGUGCGUCGCGACAGUUCGACACUGUUCCAGUGACGAUAGUUUACCGCGACACGCGUGUAUAGAGUUAUAGGUACUAUCACGGUACAGUGAAUCACACGGCGACGGUUAUGGCAACACGGUCGUGUUACGAUCCUAUCGCGAAACCAUCGGCGUUUACAUUUUUCACUAUCGCGACAGUGAACGCCGUAACGUUUCCGUUACCGCAUUCGUAAUCAAUUUAAACUUGUGUUUGCGCUAAUUAUACAGAAUGUUCCUUGGCGAAGAUUCGACAAACGCAAAAACUUUGCUAUUGUCCUGCUAAUCAUGGACAAUUUUUUUUUUCGCAAAUAAUAACUGAAUUGCAUAUUUUUUUAAAACUAAAAAUACGGAAUUUUAAUUUGUAUAAAAUUCAAGAUGGUCAUUUUAUUGUACGAAAUAUUUGAUACAAAAUGAUGGUGUUGAAAAUGUUUAGUUACUAAUGACAACGAAAGUUUCUACGAUUUUUUAAAGUAGACGUACAAAAAUCAUUCAUAAGAUUAUUGUUAAGGAAAAAUCGACGAAUUGGUUACAGAUAUUAUUUUGAAAAAUGAUUUUUUUUGUUAAUUUAUUUUUGUCGGCCACAAAAUUAUUUGGAAAUUUACGAUUCGUCAUUAGUAAAUAUUUAUAAAAUGGCUUUCUUUUAAUUUAGUGAAAACGAUUUUAUUUUUUUACAUUUAAAUUUGUUAAAUUAAACAUAUGUAUUAUUACUUAAUAUAAAAUAAAUGAUAACAAAUUUAAAAUACUGUAAAAACAAUUACAAUGAUUUGAUUUGUCGAAUCUUCGCGGGACAUUUUCAUUAUUGCGGGGCGUUCCUAUUGUUGGAGUUUUUUUGAGUAUUCGAAUUUCCCAAGUGGAAAAAACCGGUUCAGAAUAAUUCUGGAAAAAAAAACCGCGGGACUUUUUUUCGUUUUUUCGCACACAAUAUAGGAACGCCCGCGGCGUACGCGACAACGGCAAUAACAGCGAUAACGAUAAUAUAACGAUGAUAAAAAUUAUUUCGUUUCCGCAGAUCCCCUGUUCGUCGUCAUGGAGUACGCGAAGCUGGGCAAACUCCAGAGCGUGCUGAGGAAUUCUCGCGGCGUCAACUACUACACGAACACGCACGGGCCGAGUUCGUUGACGUCCCACGAGCUCAUUAUGUUCUGCUAUCAGAUCGCCAAAGGAAUGGACUUCUUGUCGUCUAAAGGGGUACGGUACAUUGAACCCGAACGCGCGUAAUGAACCUGCGCGCCGACGUUAAUUGCGUUAGGAAACGGCUAUUAUUACGCCGCCGUUAUCGGCGUUGCCAUUAGCGACACGCACGGAUACGGCGGAUUUUUUUUUUUUUCGCCGCGGUUUACGCCGGGGCGCCCGCGUACGGUUUCGCGGUCGGCGGUCCCGCCGUCGUUUUUCGCAGUCGUCCGUUACCGCCGCGGGAAAAAACUACGGCCGGGCCCCGGUGCCGGCCCGUACGGAAAAUCACGGCGUUUUCGAUACGCGGGCCGUUGCCGGUCAAAAAUCGAAAACGAAUAAUAUCCGUCUGGCCGAAAACGUUUUUACCCCCCCCCCUCUUCUUCUUAUUUUCGAAGCCGCCCGUCGCCCGGACGUUAACGGAUUCCGGUAAAUGUCAACGCACAACAAACCGCGGUGACGCAUGGCGUCUCGCCCGGGGACCGACCGGCCCGCAUAACGUACGGCGUGUGCGUUCCCGCCGGAAUUCUCGCGUUUUGUGCGCCGUGCCGACGCCGCGUUGCAGUCUCGUUGAAAAUGAUCGUGUUCCGCGGCGGUCAACUGCCCCCUAUUAUUAUCGUAUUAUUUCCUCGAGAGCGGUACAAUACACGGGCGUACCUACGCGCACCCGCGACCCGUCCGUUAUCCGCUCGACGUUACCGCGUCAUUAUCGUUGCGCGUUACGAAACUGUUGUUUCGUCGGAGGAAACGUUGCAACGGUUUUUCGAUAUUAUGCGCGCACACACACACACACACCUAUGUACCGGCGGAACGCCUCCAUCCGUACGUGCGCACGGACAAAACCGAGCGGUUAUUUCGUGUUCUCCGCGUGCGUUCAUACGCGUAGUUAUUAUACUUUCCCGGGUCGUCCCGCGUGCGUGCAACGCGAUCAGAAUUCGUGUUUCGCGGCACACGCCUGGACGAUAGAGAAGAACGCGUAACCGCGUACGAUUUCACCGGCCGCUCCCCACCCCGAGUCGGAAUGUCUUUGUGACGAAGAAAAACGCAGAAAAUUCGGUUUUUUCACCGCCUAGGAGGAAAACGGGGCUUAGAUGACGGCGAGCGUUUAACGGACAGUUGACGGCGAAUGGGCGACGCACGGAUUCAGAAACGAAAAAGAGUUUUUCGGGAACUUUCGGGUCCGAUCGAUUCUUUCAACGGCGGGCCUAAUACCCCCCGGAUCCGCUCCCGUUUUCUGUCGUACGUUUUUCUACGUUUCGGGAACGUAAAUUGACGUAAACUCUACGACUCCUUCUGUAAACGUCUAUUCUUGCGAAAUCUCUUAGUUUUGAUUCGACGAUAUUUUUCUAAAAUAUCUUUUUCGGGUUUUCGGGACCGGAGAUGUCUAUAAAAACGAAUGUGCUCAGAAAAACCGCAGAAACAAUUCAUACUUGCAAUCCCACUGUUCUUCGGCGCUCGGUUUCUGAUUAUAAUCCGGACGAACAUUUUUUUUUUUUUUUUUUGUCAAUCUCUUGGUGAAUCCCUCCAGCUACGAAAUCUACUAUGACAAAUGUCGCAGACAAAUUAGUUGAUCGGCGCCGUUGAGCAAAUGCAUUUAAAAAUGCCGAAACGAAGCCCUCGGGCCCGGUCCCGGGCGUCGGCAGUCGGCCACCGAUUCGCAGGCCCUACGAUUCCGAACGUUGCAUUUUUUUCCCGCUCAUUUCCAAACCGCAAUUUGUCGCUUGCGCGAAAACGCACAUAACAAACGAUAAAUGUUUUGCCGGUUGACGGCGGCGGCGGCGGUCGCCGGUCGCGGUUUCGCUUCGAAACGUUUCGGAAACGUGCGCCGGGCUCGCGAUCGCACGCGUUCAUAACGUCCGGGCCGCUUACCACUCCUCCUCCUCCUCCUCCCCUUCCUUCUACUCCUCCGCGGCCGCCGCCGUACGACGCGACGAUAUUAUUGAGGCGUUUUGGUAGCCGGAAAACCGUCGGGCCGCGGGCUAUAGGUACGCGGUCCGGGGGCAACGGCCCGGAAAAAUCGCGCGACCCGAUUGAUAAUAUUACGACGCCGAAUUCGUUAAGGCGGAAGCGGCCGCCGGUUCGGUGGGAACGAUUUGGGAGAAAAACGAAAAACGGCCAGUCUCAUUAUAACGUCGUAUACGCGGAGAUACGGAAACGGACGGGUUGACAAAAAAAAAAAAAAAAAACCCGCGAAAACCGCGCCGCUAUAAAUUUAAUAAAACGGUUUUUUUUUUUUGUGUCUUCUUCAUUAAGUCAUUUGCGCGACAAGACAAAUACGCUGCAUCCGUCCUUUUGCGGUACCGCCGCCGUCGAUUAUAUCGAUUUUCGCACGGCGAAUCUCGCGAGAUUCCGGCCGCGUAUUUUCGCGACAAUGUAAAUCGCUCGAAUGGGUCCGGACAACGAAAGACGAACCGAGACGGGCGGCUUACGCUUUUCAAAUCGUCAGAGAGAAAAAAAAAAAAAAAAAACCCGAUCGUUGCGACGAGAACCGUAUCGAUAAUAGUUGACAGACGGCCAACGAACCGCGCGACCGCUAAACGAUACAAUACGGUGCAGGCAGUGGCGGCUCGAAUCGCGCGGUUCGCAUAAAACCGUGGGCGUUCAGAAGUAUACGACAAAAAUCAAUAUGUUUUUACAAAACUGCAAGUCAUUAGAAGAAUUUUAGACAGCGGAAAUUCGAUAAAUGUGAACGAAUUCCAAUUCAUUCGUGGUAGGGUGGGGGUAUUUUAGGAUUGGAUGGGUGAGUGGAAAAUCUGUAUCGGUGAUUAAAGGUGGAAAUACGUGUACACGGUUGUACACCUGUGUGCAGUGGCGACCCGUGUAGGCCGAAUCGUUUUACCGCGAUCACUGUUAUUAUAUUUUAUACGCGUGGAUUUCCAGUGCGAAUUUCGAAAACGUUUGUCCGUAUACGAUAGGAGGAAAUUAUUAUUGUAUUAUAACGCCGGAAUCUCGUUAGAGUUCACUCGAAUUCACUUGUCGAACCUUCGCCGAUCCGCGAUAAAAAUAACCGCUCUGUACCUAAUCACAUAGCGGCUUGGGAAUUCGAAAUAUAUCAGUAACUUAACCGUGUUACAUUUUAUUUGAAUCAAAAAAGUUACGAGUUAGUUUUCAUCAUUUUGUCACCGUGUAUGUACGUAUCACGAUGGACAAAAAAAAAAAUAAAUACAAUGUGAUAACAUUUUAAUAACGUUCUGUUACUCAACGAGUUACUUUUUUCAUUUAGGACUAGUAACUUAACCGGGUUAUUUGACUAAGGAACAUAACUGUUACUUACUCGGGUACUAAAGUUGAAUAAAAUCGAGUCCAGCCUUCGCUUACUUAUAGUAUGUGUAAUUCGCAUUUGAAACCGGCGGGCGUGUGCGAGUCAUUGGUAUCGUAUACUCGGCGCGUACGGAACAUCAUACCGACGGAGUUUUGUUAAAAGGGCGUAUGUACCGCUAAAAAUCGAAAAAUACGUGUUUUUUUUUUCUAUUAGCUUUUAAUUGUAACACUACGGCAGCUUGACGAUUAUAAUGUAUACAGCGAGAUUAACCAAAAAUACGAUAAUUAACUGAAAAGGGCGUGAUUAAAUACAGAAAAUUUAGCGCGUAUAACGUCGGCCAAAAGACAUGCGGCCAUCCAAGCGCCCUUUUAAAACGCCGUUGUAAACCAACGCCGAUUUGUUAAAAGGCAGUGUACCACAUUCGACGCUCGUAUACUUCGUGUACGAGUGAUUUCAUCGUUUUCCACGGUGAACGCCGUUAAUAACCGUUUCGCCGUUUUUCUUUUGUGUUUCCCGUAACUGUGAAACUGACGAAACGCCGUCGGUAUGUUCUGUGAAAGAUACUCACGCCGGCGGCGGCAGGGGGCGCCCGGGUAAGGUCCGAGGAUCGCGGGCGAGGUUCGGUCUGCCAUUCGCUCGCGGAGCUUUUCCGCGAUCGCCGGCGAAAAACGGGUACGCGGACCUUUCGAUAUCGCGCCGUCGCCACCCGGCGUUCGUUUGUUAGAAAUUUUGAUCGCGCCGUCGACGCGGACGUCGUUAUGCCGUCGGUUAGGUUAGGUUAGGUUAGGUUAGGUUAGGUUAGGUGUACUCGUUAAUGCGCGGUAACGCGUAACGGCCCGACGCGGAGUCCGGUCUGUGUUAACGAGCCCGUCUCGAUUAGCAUAAUUUAUACGAAACGGACAAAUUGAACGAACUGAAGUGACAUUGUGUUAAUUGCGCGACGGGCGCUCAACGGACGAGUAUUGCCGCGACACCGGGACCUGGGAUUUUACCGUCGCGCCGCUCUCGGGGGUUUUCCAUACGGUGGUCGAUUCCGGGUUCCGGAUUCCGAGCGCGGCGAAGAAGCUUAAUGGGUUUUACGAAUGUAUUUAUUAUUUUUUUCAUCGUUCUUCCGGUCCGCGGACACGUUUUUUCCUGGUAAACUCGCGCCGAUUUUUACGCGUAGCAACUUUUCCGAAAGCCCAAAAUGUCAACGUGGUACUUUAGAAAGGUCGUUUAUUGAUUUUCGAUGCUGUUUUUUAUAUUAAAAAAAAAAAAGCACUAAAGUGGGAAAAAAACGUACAAUUUUACGAUUUCAUUAUUUCAUAAAAACACGGACGACGUUUUCUACCAGAAAAAACGAUUUGAUCGAAAAAUUACAAGAUGCCUUUUUUUGUUGCCUUUUUGAUCAACUUUCUUACGGUAUCAUCGCCCAAGGAGGCCACUUCUCAAUUUUCUCACUCAUCAAAUGCGAAAAACCGAAAAAAAAAAAACAGAAAAAUUUACGAAAUUUAGUAAAUAUAUUAUGAUGUCUUUUUCUGUGGACAAUAUUUCUACCAGCGAUUUUACUCCAACAAUUAUGAUAAGAAUUUUUCUUAAAGGAAAUUGCACUGGAGUGGUACUUUAGAGAGAUAAGUUUUCUAUUUUCUCCGGAGUUUUCUCAGCAAAUAUGAAAAACUGGAAAAACGCAUGGAAAAACCGGGAAAAACUCAGGAAAUCGGUACAACAAAUAUUUUUAAAGAAAAUAUAUAGAGCCUAUUUAAUUAUUUUACUAUUAUAUGACAUAUAUAUUGUUAACAAAACAUCACUAUCAAUUGAAAUCUGCUCAGAAUCAUUUUUUCGUUAGAAAUGGCCGUUACUCACAGAUAUACAUUAAAUUCCCGUUUAUAUCCAACCUUCCCAAUUUCCCACAUACACCAGUGGCUGCACUCGUUCCAGUUAUCUUACUUUUCUCGUCUUUUUUUUUUUUUUUAAUAGAACUUAUCCUCCGUCCGAUCUUACGCGUUACAAUAAUAACGUCUCGUUCCGCGGCGAAAUUACAUUACGAACGAUUAUACGAUGGGAAAAACAACGAAUUAUCCCGGACGCGUUAUUAGUAUCUAAUAAUAUAACAACCGCAAUCGACCGCCGAUUCGUACGCCAUAAUAAUCGCGUUUUCCGCCGAAAUCGAUACCGUAAAGACGAGCUGUAAAACGUAUGUUAAUAAAGGGGAAAGGCGUAAAGGGGUUACGACGUUAACGGUAAUAUUACGCCGGGACUGCGAGCGGGUGAUCCGGGUGAUCGGAAACCGCGUGGCCGGAGAUCGGAGCUUAUUUGGGAAAACUCACGGCAAAUCGGAUUUCUCGUUCUCGUCGGGGGGACAUUACGAGGGAAGGGGGAAGGGAAUGUUUUCGAUUUUAGCUAUACGUACCCUGUAGUAAUAUAAUAUUCUAGUACGUAAAUAUGUAAUAUUAUUAUGCUGGGUUAUCGCAGCGGCGAUAGAUUACGUUACUCGAAUGUAGUCACUAUCGAACUGUUCGAUAGCCGAAAAACUGUUUCGCAGACGAAACGUGUUCGGUAAACAGAACGCUGUUAAUGCGAUUCGUUGAUGUACGCACAGGAUACGAAACGAUCCUCCCGUACCCUUUCAAUUUUCGACGGCGCCGCCCGUCGCAAUCUCGUGUACUAGUCCGCUGCCCGAACUAUCGGGUAGUGGGAUAAAUAUUCGAUUACCGUCAACUAUUCGGCGGUGGGCAAACUAUUCGGUAUAGCUUAUCGAACUUUUCGACAAUGAUUGCUGCGUUCGCUAAACAUUACCAUUCGAGCUGUUCAGUUCAGUACUCGUCGUUACAGAGUUUCGACGGUGACACCGUGUCUUCGAUCGCGCGUAUAACACUCGUGUUCUCAAUUAUUCGCCCCGUCGGUUUCCAUUCCCAGCACUGGUCGAACCGCGCGUCUCCUUCUCGCGUGUUAUAAUAUUCGCUCGCGAAUACUUGUGUAUGCUAUUGUGUACGUAAUAUUUAUUUGCGCAGAUCAUACACAGAGACCUGGCGGCCCGUAACAUACUGGUCACGGAGGAACGGGUGUGCAAGAUCUCGGACUUCGGGUUCGCGCGGGACGUGGCCAGCAGCCGCGUGUACGAGCGCAAGUCCGAGGGACGGCUGCCGAUCCGGUGGAUGGCGCCCGAGUCGCUGUUCGACAACAUGUACUCGGCCAAGUCGGACGUCUGGUCGUUCGGCGUGCUCAUGUGGGAGAUCGUCACGCUCGGCUCGACGCCGUACCCGGGCAUGGCGGCCGCGGACGUCAUGAAACGGAUCCGGGACGGUUACCGGCUGGACAAGCCGCAGCACUGCCGGCGCGAGGUGUACAACAUCAUGUUCUACUGCUGGGACAAGAGCCCGGACGGCCGGCCCGAUUUCUCCGAGCUGCUCGAUCUGCUCGACAAGCUGCUGGUCGACGAGACCGACUACAUACAGCUGGACAGGUUCCCGGACAACGCGUACUACAACAUCACCACGUGCAUAAGUGGCGAGCGCCUGUGACUGCAGCGGCGCGGCGGCCGAGACGACCGAAAAUAUUAACGUACAAUGCCUGUAAUAAUAAUAAUAAUAAUAAAAAAAAAAAACCGUCAAAUUAUACGAAACCUAAACGGCCGUGGAACGUAUACGACGGUGGCGUGCUCGGGGGCAUUGAAAUUGAAUAAUAAACGACGCAUUCCGAUUGAGAAUAUCUGCCCGAACGCGUCGUGAAAAAUCGCCCGAACGCGGGGCAGUUUUUCACAAGCCCGCCCGUUACGGGCCCGGUUCGCCGCCGAACGUGUUUCGCCCCUUCGGUCAUUACACCCCGCUGUACAGUCGUUUGGCAGGACGUGAUUUUUUCAUUUUUUUUUAAUUUAUUAUCACGGUCAUUAACAGCGGCUACCGGUUUCCAAAGUCCGCGUACCGCUAUAUUAUACAUAAUAUAUUAUUAUUAUCAUUAUCAUUAUUAUUAUUAUUCGAGAGUGCGAAAAAAUUACAUUGAUAGGUACCUGGACGUUCUUUUAUUCCGCGCAAUGUCGUGUUCGCGUACGUAUAUGUAUUAUGAUGUUUACUAUACGCGCGACACGCACGAAAAGGCGAGCGUACUCUGUUGUUGAUGUGUUUUUUUUAUUUUUUAUUAUUUUUUUUUUUUUUUUAUUUAUGUACAAAACAUAAUAUCACACAAAGAAAAACACUACUAGUCUUUUAAUUAUUAUAUUAUUUUUAUUUUAUUUUUUUUUUUUUCGUAAUUUUUGUACCGUCUACAGAGUGCCUUUUUUACGUGUACGCGUUUUGUUUUUCAAACUAUAUCUAUAUAUUAUUAUUAUAUCUUAAUAUUAUAACACAAUACGUAUCGUUGUAAGUACCGAAAAAUGAAAAAAUAUAUUUAGUGUACAAUCCAGC
Molecule: messenger RNA, 36388 nt
Organism: Cinara cedri
Lineage: Eukaryota; Metazoa; Arthropoda; Insecta; Hemiptera; Aphididae
Source: the annotation of a GenBank genome assembly